Molecule: messenger RNA, 285 nt
Organism: Spirometra erinaceieuropaei
Lineage: Eukaryota; Metazoa; Platyhelminthes; Cestoda; Diphyllobothriidea; Diphyllobothriidae
Source: the annotation of a GenBank genome assembly
AUGGGGAGACGGCGUAGUUCACGAAAGCCUCCACCCAAACAGAAAAUCAUAGAGCCCCUUCCUAAACAGUUUAACUGCCCAUUUUGCAACCACGAGCGCUCAUGUGAGGUCGAAAUGUAAGUUGCCCUCUUUCAUUUGAUGCUUUAUAGGAACCGUGAUCGGGGCACGGGUUACGUUCAGUGUCGCAUCUGUCUUGAAGACUACCAGUGUCCCGUGAAUUAUCUAAGUCAGGAGAUCGACGUUUAUAAUGACUGGAUUGAUGAGUGCGAGAUUGCUAAUUCAUAA